AUGUCUAGCAUUUCUUGCCCCGUCAGCUACGUUUACUCGAGCGACCGGAAGACGGAAACAAUGGUCUACGACAGUUGCGUCAUUCGCUUAUUUGACGGUAAGUUCGAGACAGCACCGGCGACUCUGCGAAUGCGGAUCGUGAACACCGCCGGUCGGCCAUUGGCGUCCUCAAGCCCUGCCGGUGCGACCGGGAGCCAUUUGAGAUCGGGCAUCGCAGGACAUGGUGGCGGCGUAGAUGGUGACAGCAAUCGUGCUGGUGUCGCCCGGGGCAGCAUGACUCAACCUCCGAUCGACGCCGGCCUCCUCGAAGACCUGCUGCCUGGAGAUGUGGUGGCCGGCGGUGUCACAGACAAGACAAUGACGGUGGUGACUUCGCCGUCCGAGUUGACCGGAAUGAUGAGCAAGGAGGUGGGCGAUGCUGCGUAUGACGCGAAGUCGAGACGAACCCAAACUUCAGGUAGACACAACUUUGCCAACACUAGAAGAAAAACUUAUUUUGUCGGACAAGUUUGA
Molecule: messenger RNA, 513 nt
Organism: Protopolystoma xenopodis
Lineage: Eukaryota; Metazoa; Platyhelminthes; Monogenea; Polystomatidea; Polystomatidae
Source: the annotation of a GenBank genome assembly